Messenger RNA from Telopea speciosissima, 409 nucleotides. RefSeq lists its product as uncharacterized. NCBI's taxonomy places the organism in Eukaryota, Viridiplantae, Streptophyta, Magnoliopsida, Proteales, Proteaceae. The transcript has 2 exons. Bases 80 to 409 code for a protein of 109 amino acids. The record is from RefSeq and is a predicted model, not a curated record.
AUUUAACUCUCCACGACCUACUGAACCCAGAAGCCUUGAGGAGAGGUUUUGCUUAAACCAUUUGUAAAAUACAGAAGAAAUGCAGAGAUGGUGUGGAAAGUUUCCAUUUUGGGCUCUUUCUUCUUCGCCAAAUCUUCCAUCAAUAUCAUCUUCUCGUCGUCUUCUUUAUUCCGCUCCGCAGUUUCGUGAGCCACUUUCAUUUCCUUUUACCGAAACUGCUUUAAAGACGUUCUUUGGUUAUGCUUCUUCAAGGGCUCUUCCUCCAUUGUUGGAUGUAGGGUUUCGAUCUUCAUCUACUCAUUUUUUGUUGAAUCAAAGGCGUUACUUUUCGUCGAAGGAGCGGAAGAGAAAACCUGUCACUCCUGUUACUUUCAAGUUGAAGAAAAUUAAAAUCAAAUCCUUCUCGUAG